CGGUCCAAACUGUCUACUCUUCGGACUCUCUUUGGUCUUCUCUCUCCACCGCUUGAGCUAAGCUGCUGGUUCUGCAAUCCCGCCAUGAAAAAAGGAAGAAAAGAAAAGGAUUUCCAACUUAAACGGGAAUGGAUUGUUAAACCUCACAAUCGUGACCAAAAUAUCCCACAACGACCCAAUCCAGAAAACUUAUCUGUCCUCGUUUCUCCUAAAGAAAACCCCGAUUCCUCAGCUGUACCCACUUCGGAUUUUGCCGCAAAGGCCCCAACAGUACAGUUGAAUCGUCCGUAUUCUAAUGGGCUUAAUCGUAACCGGAUUACCGUCAAAAGUCCGGCUGUCGAUGCCCCUGAAGAAGGUAAUUCUGUUCCGAGCAAGCAAAAAGAGGAAGAGGUAGAAGAAGAGAAAUUGAAAGAUGGACAAGCGUCUGUUUCGACGAGCAAUUCGAAUGAUCAAUCAAUUGAGGAUUGUGAUUUAUUUAAGGAGGAUAACAGUAUUGAGAGUCGACUGGGAGAGCUCCAAUUGAGUACUGAAGAGCCCGAAUUAUCAGAUGAGCAGCUGAGAAUCAAUGACCAGUUGCAAGAGGAAGAGUUAUUGGCAAUGGAGGCCAUAUAUGGGGAGAAUGUUUUCAUCCUUAACAGGAAGGAGGGCUUACGUUCUUUUCAGAUCCAUAUACAUAUUGAAUCUCCUCAUGAACUCACUGUAUUUGCAAAGCUUAAUUCCUCCAAUGAAAAGUUGAAAUUUGGAGGAAAAGGUGGUGACCCCAUUACUGCAAGCAGUGCUUCAGAUGAGUUUUCAUACACAUUCAAAGUCCAACAUCUCCCACCAAUUAUUUUGGCAUGUUUAUUACCCAAAUCAUACCCGAGCCAUACCUCUCCUUAUUUUACCAUCUCAAUACAGUGGUUGGAUUCUGCAAAGAUAGCCAGUCUUUGUAGCAUGCUAGAUUCAAUAUGGAUGGAACAACCAAAGCGGGAGGUUAUAUACCCAUGGGUGGAAUGGCUGUGCAGCUCUUCUCUUUCUUAUUUAGGGUUUGAUAAAGAAAUAGUCCUUGGUGCCUAUGACAUGCAAGAUACCGGAGACAGGCGUGCAAUUUCAGGAAUUAUAUCACCAGAUGUUGUUAUUCCUUCAAUUAUGAGUUAUAAUGCUGAAAAAUGCCAUGUAAAUUUUCUUCAAGAUUUACAUGAAUGCUGCAUCUGUUUUAGUGAGUUUGCAGGCACAGAGUUUGUCAAAUUACCAUGCCAGCAUUUCUUCUGCCGGAAAUGCAUGAAGACUUAUUUGAACAUGCAUGUAAAGGAAGGCACCAUAAACAAGUUGCUCUGCCUUGAUGCAAAAUGUGGAGGUCCAGUCCCACCUGGACUGUUGAAACUGCUGCUUGGGGAUGAAGAGUUUGACCGUUGGGAGUCCUUACUGUUACAGAAAACACUUGACUCGAUGUCUGAUAUAACCUAUUGCCCAAGAUGUGAAACAGCCUGCUUAGAAGAUGAUGACCAGCAUGCUCAGUGCCCCAAGUGCUUUUUUAGCUUCUGUAGUCUUUGCAGAGAGCGGCGUCAUGUAGGAAUAGCAUGUAUGACACCAGAAAUGAAGUUUCGAAUUUUGCAGGAGCGACAGAAUUCAUCUCAGAUCAAGGAUGAACAAAGGCGCAGGGAACGUGAAAUGAUUAAUGAGAUUCUUAGUGUGAAGGAAAUACUUCAUGAUGCAAAGCAAUGUCCAUCUUGCAAGAUGGCAAUCUCUCGAACUGAAGGUUGCAACAAGAUGGUAUGCCAGAACUGUGGACAGUUCUUUUGUUACCGUUGUAACAAGGCAAUUGAUGGAUAUGAUCACUUCAGAGAUGGAACUUGUGAACUUUUCCCACGUGAAAUGAUCCAAAUCUGGGUGGAACAGAUGAAUGAACGUCGGUUGUUAGGUCAGGUACAAGCCAAGCUCUUUGCAGAUCGCCGUCACUCAUGCCCUAAUUGUGGUCAAAUGAAUGCAAAGGUAGGAAACAACAACCACAUCUUUUGUUGGUCCUGUCAAAACCACUACUGCUACUUGUGUCGGAAGAUUGUCCGGCGCAGCUCUCAGCAUUAUGGGCCCAGAGGUUGCAAGCAACAUUCAGUGGGAUGACUCAAAGGAGCUGCACCCAACUGUGUGGAGGAAUGAUUUUCAGCCAUAUGGUCCCAGUAACAUUGGCAUCAGCAGACGGUUAAUUAUAUAUCAAGAAAAAAUCAGUCAUCUCAUCAGAUAACGGAUGGCAAAUUCUGAUAGAGCAUACCCUUUUUACUCGCAGGUCCAAGUCCAACACCAUAGGAUCUCAUAUUGGUCUAAAGCCUAAAGCAAUA
Nelumbo nucifera (sacred lotus) is the source of this 2315-nucleotide messenger RNA. NCBI's taxonomy places the organism in Eukaryota, Viridiplantae, Streptophyta, Magnoliopsida, Proteales, Nelumbonaceae. The record is from RefSeq and is a predicted model, not a curated record.